AUGACUAGCUCACCAACUUCAUCUACUUGCGCUACAAUGAACAAUGACAAAUUAUCAGGUCAAUUGAUCAUCAAAGCUCAAUUAGCUGAUGAUAUCCGGAAAAUGAUGAUCAAUAAUGAAGAUUUAACAUUGAAUGAACUUGUUCUGAUGAUGCAGCGUAUCUUUGUUGGUAAAAUAUCGAAUACCGAUGACUUGAUAAUCAAAUAUUUGGAUGAUGAUGGAGAUAAAGUCACUCUUUCGAAUGAUAGUGAUCUGACAGUGGCUUUACAUUUUCAUAAAGUUCUUCGUCUAUUUGUAUUUGUCAAUGGUAAUGAACAAAUCAAUGCAAAUUCAGAUAAACAAGGAGAUUUCAUUGAUGAGAAAACUUUUCGGACGGAGUUACAAGCCAUUCGAAACUCAGUUCAAACCAUUCUUGAUCGUCUUCAAUUGCCAACAAAUGACGUGUCAGAUGCACCAGCAACAGCAAAUGAAAUUGAAUCACAGAAAUCAGUAUCUGCAACAGCAGAAACUCCGCAAUUAAAUGCAAAUCAUAUGCUUAAUGCUUCACAAACACCAGCAACAAAUUUUGUUCCUUCAGUAUUCAAACCAGAGCAAGAUGCAAGAACAAAUACAUUUGGUCCUCCGCCAACAACAUUUACUGGCGUACUACCUGCACUCAAUAACACAACACCAAGAUUUCCCCCUGUAGCGACUCCAAGUAGCAACGGGCCACCAACAAUUCUUUCUCCCAGUACACCACCAACUGCAGCUACUGCUCAUCAAUAUCACCAACCAACAUCCUCACCGACAACAGUUUCUCCUCAGCCACCUCCACAACAAGGAGGAUAUUAUGGUCAACAGCAGAAUUUAUACCAACAAAGACCAGCACAUCCGAGCUAUGCACCCAACAAUGCAUAUCCACCACAACAGCCGGCAGCAAACAGUUCACCGUUUGCUCAUGCUUCAUCGCCGCCGCCGCCACCACCAAUGGCUGCUCAACAACCAUAUGGUGCCUAUCCUCCACAAAACUCCUACUACAAUCCCGUUCAACAAUAUCAUCCUCAAUCAUAA
Messenger RNA from Adineta ricciae, 1050 nucleotides. The record is from the annotation of a GenBank genome assembly. Lineage: Eukaryota; Metazoa; Rotifera; Eurotatoria; Adinetida; Adinetidae.